AUGGCCAUGGAGGCUCACGGCAACCGCAAGGUGCUACUGACCCACAUCUACGGCUGGAUCAGGGACAACUUCGCCUACUUCCGAAACAACGACACCACAUGGCAGAAUUCCGUUCGACACAACUUGUCCCUGAACAAACAGUUCAUCAAGGUGCCAAGAGAUCCGAGAGACAAAGGCAAAGGAUCUUACUGGAUGCUGGAUCCCAAAAUGAAAAACCAGUACUGUCUCCGUAGACGGAAUUUUGGUGACUUCACGCCACGAAGAUGUCCAUACCCUGACGUGGUUCGACCUCAGGUGAAUCCUGCCGUUAAGGUGUUUUUGGAGUCGACGCGUGAGGGAACACCUCCAUGCAAGGAAGAGCCUAAAGAUUGCUGUAAAUUUCAGCUGAUCGACAACGUGGAUGACAUAGGAGCGCAGGAAAGCGUCUAUGCGGGUAGCGAGACGAAUCUGUACGACUUUAACGAGAGACUGUUCAAGAAGGAGGUGGAGGAGUACGACACCUCGUACCGGCCUUUGGUGAGUGAGGCAUACGGUACCGACGAGCCAAAGGUGAAGAUCGAAUUCAACUGGGAAUCAUACGAUUAUGCGGAAGAGAAUCGGACGUCGCCUGCUCUGCCGCUAGACCCGGAAGUGUCGAAUUUAGACGUUCGAAUCCCAACGCCUGAGUGGUGGGGGAACAUCAGCACGGCUAGCAGCCUUCUGAUGUCACCUUGUGGCCUAGGCGCGACUAGGUCUUUGGACAACCUGGUCGGCGGUGGCCUGUGCCCUCAGCAGCAGCGAAAGGACGACCAUCCUUGGAAUGAAAACUUCCCGACCUUCGCGCUGGACGGCGAUGGUUUGCUGCUCGACUUUGACCCGUCCAGGAGCGAAAAUUUGCUCACGGAAACGCGCCGCUUCCAAGACUGUACCCUGUUCGAGUGA
Molecule: messenger RNA, 921 nt
Organism: Soboliphyme baturini
Lineage: Eukaryota; Metazoa; Nematoda; Enoplea; Dioctophymatida; Soboliphymatidae
Source: the annotation of a GenBank genome assembly